Molecule: messenger RNA, 11570 nt
Organism: Harpegnathos saltator (Jerdon's jumping ant)
Lineage: Eukaryota; Metazoa; Arthropoda; Insecta; Hymenoptera; Formicidae
Gene: Ptp10D
Product: Protein tyrosine phosphatase 10D
Exons: 20
Coding region: 2878-7569 (1563 amino acids)
Biological process (GO): protein dephosphorylation
Molecular function (GO): protein binding; protein tyrosine phosphatase activity
Source: RefSeq, a predicted model, not a curated record
AGCAGAGAGCGGUUUAGCUGGCUCUGCCUCGGUCGGAGCCGUGGAGUGGAGUAUCGAGAGAGCAACCGAGGUCCCGUUGGCCCUGGUGGUCGCCUGCCCCGGGUGAGGCGUCAUGAAAGCGCGUCAGUCGACCGAGUACACCUCCGGCCGUACGAAAGCAAGCUGAACGCUCCGUUUGCUGUUCGUUUCCCCGCUCUUCCUCUCCGUCGCGCUUGCGUCCGAUUUCGGAGCACGACGUUGACACGCGGCGGCCGGCGGCGAACCUUCCAGGACUUCCUCCCCGGGGGUUUACCGGGACCUCAGGAUGACAGAGACGGCAGGCAGAUGUCUGGCUGGAUCAACGAGCGGCUGCAGUGGUGAACGAGAUUACGAGUUUCAGGGAUGUUCUUCCCUCUCGUGCUAACGAAGCGUGAUUGGGGCGGUGAAGUGAUAUACGACCAGUGUCCUGGUUUUGGAUAGUACCUCGUGGUAGCCGGUGAUUUUAUGCUCCAGGAGAAGAGACUCUCUCUCUCUCUCUCUCUCUCUCUCUCUCUCUCUCUCUCGUUCUGCGUUCGGCGUUUGGUGUUUGUCAUCGCACGGAGUUCCUCUUAGGUCUGAUCUUCUUCAUUAGCAUUUCAUGACGUUCCAAUAGCGCGCAAAUAGACCUUUUCUCGAUGUCCUAACAAAGGUACACGGAGCGGUGAAGGACAAUGGCUUCAAAAUAACGGCUCCAGGUAUGCGCUCUUUUGUUAAAGCCAGACGGAUUUCCCGAUCAUAUACCAGACAACUCUCGUUUACCGUGGCUUUUGUCGCGACCAGUGAUUCGGAAUAGGUUCGCCUUAUGAUCUGUGACGUGCUGUGCGGUAAAUCUUCUCACGUGUAAUAUACCGCGCGGGGGAUCACAGUAAAUGUGACAGAAGGAAACUUCCUUCUCGGUAAGUGUACGCAUGAAGAAAACUGCAGAACUGUGGCCAGCUGCAGAACACGGCCAUAAUUUAUAUUGAAUUGUUUUGCGUUACGUCACGCGGUUGAACUUGUAUGUUUUAUCAGUGACACCGGAUAAAGCGCAGUAAAAACAGUAGAGAUCUAGCUAGACAUAUGUGCAUCGUACAAGAAGCCCCGAGAACUGUCGUACGAUCUCCUCGAUUCUAUUUUUCUCACGAAACUCUCUACGAAUUUUGCGUCCUCCGAAUGAGGAAACGUUCGAAUGACUAUUAGACAUCACCUCGUUGAGAUUAGAACAAAGAGUAAAUAAACGCGCGAAGGGAACGACUGAACCGACCUCUCGUUGUAGACAGAAUCGCGCGCUUCCGAUCACCGAACGAUCUCUUCCGGCCAUCUCUAAUGUUUGGCGGAGCUUGCCUCCAUCACCUCAUCAUUGUCACGUCGAUGCGUCACCCCUGCAGUUCGUUAUUCCCUCUUGCACUUUCAAGUGGUCAGACCGCAUGGUAACGGAGGGAUGAAAGUAGAUCCAGUACAGGGUAUACAUUUGAUAUCGUAUCUUGUUUCGCGAACAGCUCGGCGCGACGACGGAAUAAUACAGCAGGGGACAUAACGCGGCUAGAUAUAAAGAAAAAAACGGUGCAGUAUGCGCUUUUUUUGCGCUGCCAACGACCAAUCGAUUUUGUAACGUUCUCAGCCAGCGGUCGCUGUUUUCUCCCUCGUGUGCAACCCUCUCUCGGCGGGUUGCACACGAUAUAUUUACAUGAGGUAUUUCAAAAGUAACGUCGAGGAAAACGAAACCGUCCGCUGGUCAUCGGUGAGGCGAACGAACCGGUAUUCUGCUGAUUAACAUGAAAAAGGAGCGGAGCAAACGGCAGCGGUAACGUGCAAGACGCGAAAUAAAGGCACGAUAUCGUCUCGGCAUUCCUGGACUUACCGAUCGCCUCUCUUCGAACGCUUAAACCUUUUGUCAAACGUGAAAUAUUUUCAACGUCAUGAUGUAAGAGGAGGUACUCACGAGAGAUAAGAUUGAUAAGAGGAAGACGCAGAUCGGGUCGUGAAAAUCCUCCGGGUCGUGAAAGAAGUCCCGCACGCGAGGGAAGCAUCACGACGUUUGAAAUUAACGCGAGAAACAUUCCACUUGUCUUGUUACACCGCGGGGCGAGAUAAGCCUGACUGAAGAAACGCCCUCGGUUGCUCAUUCGCGAACGCCCGCAACAAAUCCGAGCCGUCUAGUCUUCGUAGAAAUACCAGCUCGUGCAGCUCGUUGAAGAGCUGCCCCACGAGGAGAGCCACUAUAAUACGAUACGGAAGAAGGAAAAAAGUCAAUCUACUGCGUUCAAUCAGGGAAGACUUACGUAACUCUGGACACCUGACACAGAGCGCGGAUGUACGGUGGGGAUGUCCAGAGAUUAAAAGCAGCGACGUCCACGGGACUCGCGAGCAUCGGCCGCGUCAUUAUUUCCGGUAGUUCGGAUUCGUGAUAACACAUAUAGUCUUCAGUCAGUCAGGAGGCUCCGACGCGACGGCACGCGCGGUUCGCCGGCUGAUAUGGCAACUGUCGUUCCUUCCAGCGUGGUCCCUCGGCUCCUUCGCCAUUACCGCCGUAACUACCUCCGACACCGGCGUAGCUGUCAAACGAUCGAACAGGUGUUACCUCCGCGAGGUGUCCGGAGUGGGAUACACGAUUUCUUGUGAUAGCACACGCGCGGCUCGAAGAAGCAGGUCCCCAAGUAAGUCGUCGAUCAAUCGAUGUGACACGUACAUUCCUCAAGCAUUCCUCGUUACUUUGACCGGGCGCCGAGGGGUGUCUUCGGGGCGAGUGUGGGGGUGAGCCGUUCUGUGUGAAAAGUGUCAGUGGAGUGUGUCAGUCUGCCGGCGAGCUGCGGGAAACAGGCGUGGCCAGCGGCUGCUGCAGGAAGACGGAAAUUGGACAGUCGGUGAGAUUCAUCGAGGAUGGCGCGCCGUAAGAUGUCCUGCUCGCGAUCGAUGCGGCAAUCCAAACUCAGCGGCAUCCCGUUGCUGCUGAUUCUAUUAGCGGAGGUCACGUAUUCGGCCGAUCUCGCGAUCGAGAUACCGGGAAAUCUCAGCCAGGGUGGUUCCUGGUACCGUUUGGAGUACAGCCCGCCCGUCGGCUCGCCGCCGCCUAACACCACUAUAGCCGCUACCGAGAUCGGUGAUGUCAUAAAGUUCAAGGACGGCCUGCCCGGGACAAAAUAUGAGUACUGGUUGUACUACAGCAACAGCACCCUUCACGAUUGGCUGACGUGGACCGCGUCAAUCACCACACCGCCCGACCCUCCCUCGAAUUUGACGAUCUCGGUGCGAAAUGGGAAAACCGCGAUCGUCUAUUGGUCGCCCCCGGCCAAGGGAAAUUAUUCCGGUUUCCGGCUGCGGACGCAGAGCUUCAGCGACACCGGCAACCCUAAAACCAGCGUCAUCCCGGUCGACUCGGUGCCCUACACCCUCCGGGACCUCACUCCCGGCGCCACGUACUCGCUCCAGCUGUUCACCGUGCUGGACGCCAAAGAGAGUGUCGCCUACACCAGCAGGAAUUUCACAACGAAGCCGAACACCCCGGGCAAGUUCAUCGUCUGGUUCCGGAACGAGACGACGCUGCUGGUACUAUGGCAGCCGCCGUAUCCUGCCGGGAUUUAUACUCAUUACAAAGUCAGUAUAGAUCCACCGGACGCCAUAGAGUCCGUUCUCUAUGUGGAGAAGGAAGGCGAGCCACCUGGUCCUGCACAGGCGGCUUUCAAAGGACUCGUUCCAGGCAGAGCGUAUAACAUUUCCGUGCAGACCGUCUCCGAGGAUGAAACGUCCGCGCCCACUACGGCCCAAUACCGUACGGUGCCGUUGCGUCCUCUCAACGUGACCUUCGACAAAUCUUCCGUGACGUCGACUUCCUUCCGCGUAUUUUGGAACCCGCCGAACGGCACGUCCGAGUUCGACAAGUAUCAAAUAUCGCUGGGUAGUAAUCGCAGACUGACACCGGUUACACGAAAUCGAGACGACGAGAGCAGAUGGGAGUUCAAGGACUUGGAGCCUGGCAAGACGUACCAGGUGGUAGUGAAGACCGUUUCUGGCAAGGUUACCAGUUGGCCCGCCAGCGGAGAUGUUACUUUGAAGCCGCUGCCUGUUCGCGAUCUCCGGGCUGUGAUUGAUGAGAGAACCGGUAUGGUGGAAGUUUCCUGGAGUCCAGAAAAUACCAGCACGCAAGACAGUUACAAGUUGCAAUACCACGAAGUGGAAACAACGAUUGGCGGCGACAGCAACACAUUGACCACCGAUAAAACGCAGGUCACACUGGAAGCACUCUUGCCGGGAAGAAAUUAUUCCAUAAUAGUUCAAGCGAUCAGCAAUAAAAUUGAAUCGAACGAGACUAUUCUGUACCAAGCGACACGUCCAGCUAGUCCCAUAAUCGAAGAUCUGAAGCCGAUCGAGAAGGGCUUGAAUAUAUCCUGGAAGAGCGACGUCAAUUCCAAGCAAGAGAAAUUCGAGGUGACCCACAACAGGAACGACACCGGGGAAAGUGCUACCACUUUGACCACGGAGUCGCACAUUGUCUUGGAAGAUCUUUAUCCCGGUGCAGCAUAUGAGGUCAAGGUCUUCGCCAUUAGUCAUGGACUCCGAAGCGAGCCGCACGACUAUCUGCAAGCCGUCUUGCCUCAUCCACCAAAAAACCUGAGCAUCGAGAAAGUCACGAGCAACACCGUUGUUGUACACUGGGAAGCGCCGACCGACUCGAUAUUCACCGAGUACUCCAUCAGAUAUCGCACAGAGGAUGAGCCGAGGUGGGAGAAGCUACCCAGCGUCCGCGUAACGGAAGCGGAAGUAGCGGAUAUGACGCCAGGCGAGAGAUACACCAUACAAGUGAACACCGUCAGCUACGGCGUCGAAAGUUUGUACCCGUUGCAAGUAAACCACACAGUCAGACCCAACCCGGUUCUGAAUAUCACGCCGAUCAUCGACUCCACGAACGUGACUCUGGAGUGGCCGCGGCCUGAAGGUCGAAUCGAGACCUAUGUUAUAAAGUGGUGGCCGAUGGAGAACCCGGAGGACCUCAGGACGAAGAACGUCAGCGAGAGUAACGACGUGUCCGGCAUCAGUUUCGAAGAGAACGCUGUGCACACCGAAAGGGUUCUGGUGGGUGACUUGAUGCCCGGAGUGGAGUACUUUUUCGUCGUCUACACAAUCUCCUAUGAUCUGGUCAGCGAUAUCACCAAUCUGACCACAAGGACGAUGCCGCUGAUCCAGUCCGAGGUCGUCGUAGUGGUCGAUCGCGAUCAGCCGGGGUCCUUGACGUUGAUAUACACGCCGACGCCGAUUCAGUCUUCGAGGUUCGAUCUCUACCGGUUCAGGAUUAGCGACGCGAAUAAUACCACGGAGGAGCGCAGAGUGGAGAACACUGACACCAAAGUGACAUUUGUCGGAUUAACACCUGGCAAACUGUACAACGUGACCGUCUGGACAGUAAGCGAUAAUGUGGAGAGCAGACCUCUCCUACGGCAGGACAGACUCUAUCCCGAACCGAUCACUGAGAUUCACGCGGUUGACAUAAAUGAUACGAAGAUCACUUUGACUUGGGACCUACCGCAUGGAGAGUACGAUGCUUUUGAAGUGCAGUACAUUAACACGGAAGGCAACUACAUCCAAAACAUAACCACGGCCAAUAUGAUCGUCAUAUCCGAUCUCAAGCCGCAUAGAAAUUAUACGUUCACAUUGGUUGUACGUUCGGGCACAGAAUCUUCUUACCUGAGGGUCUCGAAUCCGCUCAGCGCCAGCUUCACCACCAGCGAGUCGUAUCCAGGAAGGGUGGAGAAGUUUCAUCCAACCGACAUCCAGCCGAGUGACAUCAGCUUCGUGUGGUCUCUGCCCAGUCAGGAGCAAAAUGGCGUUAUCAGAAAAUUUAGCAUCACGUAUGGACUAGAAGGUUCCACCCACACUCACACCCAAGAUUUUAAGCCUAACGAAUUCCGCGGGAUCAUCAAGUCCCUUAUACCGGGCAAAACUUAUACUUUCCGAAUCCAAGCGGAGACGAGGGUCGGCUUCGGCCCUGAAGCGAUCUGGAAGCAGAAGAUGCCGAUAUUAGCACCGCCAAAGCCGCCGACGCAGGUGGUGCCAACUGAGGUCUGCAGGAGCAGCACGACUAUUCAAAUUAGAUUCAGGAAAAAUUACUUUAGUGAACAGAACGGAGCGGUCACGUCGUACACCAUCGUUGUAGCGGAGGACGAUAGCAAGAAUGCUUCUGGAUUGGAGAUGCCGAGUUGGAGAGACGUCCAGGCCUACAGUAUUUGGCCACCUUACCAGGUAAUGGAGCCGUAUUAUCCUUUCAAAAAUGGAUCCGUGGAGGACUUCACGAUCGGCUCCGAGAAUUGCGACAACAAAAAGAUCGGCUACUGCAACGGACCGUUGAAAUCAGGAUCAACGUAUCGGGUGAAGGUGCGCGCGUUCACGGCACCUGACAAAUUUACGGAUACCAGUUACAGCUUCCCCAUUCAAACAGGAUUGCUGCUGGCAGAUAAGGACAAUACGGCCAUCAUAGUCGGUGUCGUCGUCGCCAUAGCGGUGCUCCUGGGCCUGUUGGGCAUCGGGCUGUUUGUGCGUAGAAGAAGAAGCCAAGGUCGUAAGACGACAGAAACCAGAGCUACGGAUAACCUGUCGUUGCCAGACAGCGUCAUCGAGACCAGUCGGCCUAUCAAGGUCGAGGACUUUGCUGAACACUAUCGCACUAUGUCGGCGGACUCUGACUUCCGGUUUUCGGAAGAAUUCGAGGAGCUGAAGCACGUCGGGAGGGACCAGCCGUGUACCGCGGCGGAUUUGCCCUGCAACCGACCGAAAAAUCGCUUCACCAAUAUUCUUCCAUACGAUCACAGUAGAUUCAAGCUCCAACCAGUCGAUGAUGAAGAAGGCUCCGACUACAUCAACGCCAAUUACGUUCCGGGUCACAAUUCGCCACGGGAGUUCAUCGUGACUCAAGGCCCGCUGCAUUCGACUCGAGACGACUUUUGGCGGAUGGUGUGGGAGAGCAACAGCAGAGCGAUCGUGAUGCUGACGAGGUGUAUCGAGAAGGGAAGAGAAAAGUGUGACCAUUACUGGCCGAUGGACACUUUACCCGUUUAUUAUGGGGAUAUCUGCGUCACGAUACUCAAUGAGACGCACUAUCCGGAUUGGAGUAUCACGGAAUUCAUGCUGUGCAGAGGCGACGUAAAAAGAGUGAUACAGCAUUUCCAUUUUACCACCUGGCCGGACUUUGGCGUUCCUAGUCCACCUCAAACGUUAGCUAGGUUCGUGCGAGCGUUCAGGGAACGAGUCAGGCCUGAUCAGAGGCCCAUAGUUGUCCAUUGCAGCGCCGGUGUUGGCCGUAGCGGCACCUUCAUCACUCUCGACAGAAUAUUACAGCAGAUAUUGGUAUCGAAGUAUGUCGACAUCUUCGGGAUCGUCUGGGCGAUGAGAAAGGAGCGAGUCUGGAUGGUCCAGACGGAGCAGCAGUACAUUUGCAUCCAUCAAUGCCUCUUGGCAGUCUUGGAGGGACAAGAUACCACUGGACCACCGCGAGAGAUACAUGACAAUCAAGGAUUUGAAGGCAAGAAUCGAAGCUCGGUCGAAAACACUAAGAGUCCCGCCGAGGAUGAGAAGGAAAGGUGACCCUCAAACAGCGAUUCCUGCAUCGACGAUGACGAGGGCAUAGCCGAGUCAGGGAUGUGAUGGUUCGAACGCUGGUUAGGAAUAAUGAAUGAUGACGAUGGCAGACGACGAUGGAUCUCACCUUUCCCAAAGGUGCUUGAAUCUUCUGGAUUGUUCAAGUUUCCUUGGAAGGAAAACACUAGCCAGAAAAAUAGCGAUUCAAUUGUGGGAUGAAGGGAGGAGCAUGGACGAUGGUAACAGGUGAUAUAAUAAUUUGGGGAUUAGUAAGAUCGCGUGCCGCGAAGCGAAAACCAAUCGGAGAAAUCGGCGGCUUGGAGGUCGGAAGAAGAAUACAACGUUUCGCAUAUGGAGCAACGAGCGAGCGCAUAUAUAUAUACAUAUAUUUUUAUUCUUUUAUUGUCUACAUAUCGAAGAGAAACGUGUUCAAUUCGUAAUACAUGUAUGUAUAGCCUAGCGUUUCACGGCCGUGAUAGUUAUAUCGGAAAUAUCGAAAAAGUGGAACUCUCCAUAGCAGACGAUAACUCGAGAGAGGACGAUGUCAAAUUGAAUAUGCUGCCAAGUAUGGGUUUACGAAUCAAAUGACGUGCGCGAUACUUCGCAUCGUGCGGUGUAUUAGUGUGUGACUCAUGUAUACAUAUCUAUACCUAUACAUACAUACAUAUAUGUAUCUAUCUACUAGGUAGCAGUUUCCGGGGAAGCUGAUAAAGCGCGUAAUGUUGAUAGAUAUAAGUCUCGUGUAUCGUGACAAGUGCAAGGUCGCAUAUUCCACUGGUUGUGUCGCGAUGGGGCCUCGGACCACAUCGCAUCCGCAAUGAGUCUGUCGCGAAUGUCUUUGAUGGAAACGUCAUUUAGAAAUGGAACUCAAAAAAACCCGGAUGUACCACAAAAGACGCUGUCUAGACGCUGUCUUGAUUCCUUCUGAUGCCGAUACUUCACUGAGAUUACCACCAAUAAUACUUUGUUGUCAUAUUCCGCGUUUCGCUGCAGAUAGAAAGGAAGGAGCUGUCCUACUUGUUGCCUAAUUGUUGCUUUCUUUUCUUUCUUCUUUUCAAAAUUCACGCACUCCUAUUGGGUGAUACUUAAGAAUGAUUCGUUGCGAAAGUGAGGCACAGAGAUCCCCCCUCCCCUCCCCUCCCCUUCCCCCGGUGAUCGCGUAGGUUGAGUUAUUGUUCGGAGGAGUGGCAAACCGUCCGUCCAAGAGCCGUGUAUUAGACGCGCUAGAUGAUGAUUUAAUAAGUAAAUAACAUUAACACGUUGUAAACGAAUUACCUAGAAUGAAAAUCGGAGAGAUGAGCGGGUGUGGUUGUACGGAGCUUUUAAUCGAUCCUUCUUUCUGAGAUGGGCGAAACAAUGUCAGUGGGAACAAGAAACUCGCAUUUUCGUAGGAGCCAUAUCACUUUUCAAAGAGGUCACAGAGUACGUGUGUAUAUGUGCGUAUGCGUAUAGGUGUGUGCGUGCGUGCGUGUAUGCAGCUGAUCGAUCAUCGAUCCGAGCCGUCACGAAGCGAUAUGCCAGCCCCUUUCAUCAUUAUUACAUACAUUAUCACAUGGUUCUCGUAGAGAAACAAUACGUCAUCACUUAUUUGCAGAAAUGAAGAAACAGAGUCCCUUUACACACCCACACACACACACACGCACAUGCACACUGUGUAGUAGAUGUAAACAGCCGUUCGGAUGAUGAUUCUCAGUUUCGGAUGAUUUCACCUAGAAAAACUCGCUCUUGACUUUGCAACUUGAAGUUUCUUCUUGAUAGCAGCCAUCUGCAAGUCAAAUUAAGGAAUUGGAUUGUCACUUACAGUAUUCAGCGUGUUUUUCUCGCGGUGAUAUACAAGUAAAUGUACUUAAUUUUAUACUCAGCGCGUCGUAGAGAAUGUAAGUGUUGGUUACAUGCUGUAGAUAAACUUUUGCAAUUAGAAUUAAUUGAAUUUCCCCCGUUGGAUUUUCCAAAGGGAUAUAAUUAAAAGGAAAAAGGAAUCGUGUUCAUCGACGUUGUAUUUUUGCCACUCAAGCAUUUAAGUCGACCACAUCGUGCAGCGUAAAUAAUUCAUUUUUGUUCUUUGCCUAGAUAAUACUUUAGUUUGGCGGACGAUAUUGAAUUUUCAUCAAACUCUUAAUUUAAUAUUUGUGACUUCAAUCUCACAAUUUCGCAUUAUACUGUUUACUUUAGCACGUACCUAAAUGCGCUAUUGUUGAAAUAAUUCGACGAUCGAUGAUUCCUCUUAAUACUCAGACAAACUUUCACCAAUUCGACAAAUUUCACCGUCGUACUUUUGUGCUGCAAAAGCGAUUAUGCGGUAUAAAUAUUAUCUCUUCGCGAGAUACAAAUUUACAUGUCAAUCUGUCGCAACUUUUCCUUUUUUAUAUAUUUAUUUUAAGACACAUGUAUACCGAAUAUAUGAGGUUGUACUUUAUUUAAUUGAAACAUAACAUCGUCGUUAUGAGAUAUAUAUAUAUAUCGAUAUAAGUGUCGUACGCGCACGCGAACAAUCUAAUAAUAUCUUGUACAAUUCCUCAACGCUGCAUAACAUAGCGUUGCGAUACUUGGUUGAAUGAAACAUUGCACACAUAUACAUCAUUAGAGAAUCUUAUACAUUAAGAGUCAAGCUUAAAUAUUAUCUAUUUUAUUAUCGUUAUCUCAAUUAUCUUUUUUAAUUGUAAUUGUGACUAUCGUUUGCGAUAUUGUCGCUAAUGUCGAAAAUUGUCAUCUACACUAUUAGUAGAACUAAAAAUCUUUUGGAACAAUACCGUCGUCCUCGUCGGACGCGUCGGUUGCAUCGUCAGUAGCUUAAGAACACACUUGUGUGUUUUCUUCUAAAAGUGGAGAUAGAUGAUUUACUAUAAACGAAAAAUAUAACUCUCUGUCCUACAUUUAGAUAAUGCAGAGAAAGCUGUACGUCUACUCCAACUUUCAGAAAACCAAGUAGCUUUUCGUGCAAUCAUGAUCGCUGUUAUUUUAUAUUGUUAAAGUAAGAGAGAGAGAGAGAGAGAGAGAGAGGGCGAUAUAGUUCGUUAGACUUUAAUUUAUGUAACAAAGUUACAUCGAGGACGGAAAGUACGUGGAUUAAAUUCUAAUUCGCGAACUUGGCGUUUGGAUUGUUUUGUAUUACUUUAUUCUGUGAUAAAUCACGAUCGUCGAUCAAGGACGAGGAACAAAGGACCGGUCAGGCACAAGCGCAGCAAGUCUUCCAGAACGGAUUGACGACAAAAUUGCUGUUUAUCGCUGUCGCCUGCGUUAAUUUGUGAUUCGUGCGAAUCAGUCGCCGCCGUUUGAAACGAACUUCGAGAUCCGGAAAUUGCAGGAUGAGAUUGCAGUUGAAACGUAUUACGCGUCGGAGCGUGCAUCUGCAAUGCGAUAUUGUACAUAAUUUUACAUUUUAAGGUUUUAUGUCGGGGUUAUUCCGUAAACCUUCGCCCUCAGGAGCGAUUCUUUGCGAAGAGCAACGGCGAAACGGCAGGUUUUGUUCGGUUGUCGGUGUAUCGAUUGCGAGACGCUCACAAACGGCGGGAAGCCACUUGCCGUGGCGCCGGCAAGAUUGACUUACUCAUGCGCGACUUGUGAAAUUCAAAUCGAAUAUCUGAAAGUAAAAGCGAGAGGCAGGAAAUUGCUGCUUCCGUCGAAUCCCGCCGCUGUUUCUCACAAAGAAUCCACGUUCACGAAUACAAGUGCACGCGCUCUGCGUGUAUAUAUAUAUAUAUGUCUGUGUAUAUAUAUAUAUAUAUAUAUAUAUACAUAUAUAUACAUGUAUAUACAUAUACAUACAUAUGUAUAAGUUAAAACUCUUUUGUAAAUACAUUUUAUAUACCGGCUGCGAGAACAGUCCGAUACGAGAGGACGGUUUUACGAAUCAAGAAUCUCAUUCUAUACUCGUUGGAUACGAUUCGCAAACUCGUUCGAUCAUUUCUGUCACACAAUGUCGUAAUACGUAUAUUAGUACAGAAUGAACAUUUGUACAGCGUGAAAAGAAGCAUGAAGGGGCACGGGUUGCUCCGUAAUAUCAUAUA